This is a messenger RNA of Trichoderma reesei QM6a, 3634 nucleotides long. RefSeq names its product glycosyltransferase. The record is from RefSeq and is a predicted model, not a curated record. Bases 470 to 3154 code for a protein of 894 amino acids. Lineage: Eukaryota; Fungi; Ascomycota; Sordariomycetes; Hypocreales; Hypocreaceae. The transcript has 2 exons.
AUAUCGCAUAAAGUGGACAAGGUCUUCGGGCAUUGCCUUCGUUUACGAUCCACACCACACUCACUUGACACUCGCUCUCUUCUACACCGUUCGUUCUUACCAGAGGAAGCUCGGCCUUGUCGUGCGCGGUGGUCUCUUCGCUCUGCGGGUAGCAUACCAGGCUCUCUCGUUAUAACAUCGAGACCCCACGCUUCCGGUUCCGUGAACCACCAAUCACUUACACCCAGCGUGUCCAAUCUAUAUCGGUCGCUGGUCCUUCAACGUCUAGGCAUAACUGCCAGAGCACACGCAUCUGCCUCUUUGCAACGAUACACAGACGCCAAGCUAUAAGACGGAGACAACUUUGAAGGGGGCACCUUUCCAAUCUUCAACACCCCCUCCAGAGGGCUUGGGACUUUAACAAUCCCAUUGCCCGGGGCAGUCGCCCACGAAUCUACCUUCACAGCCUCUUCACCUCGCACUGGUCAAGAUGGGUAUCGGAAGCUACUUCAAGGCCAGUACCAAAAAUGCUGAGCAGGCACCGCCAGCGCCGCCGCCGGCCAAGCUGGCUCCUCCUCCUCGGUUACAGCUGGAAGGUCGGCAGUCGGUAAUGUCGGAGAAGCCACCAUCGUCCACCUCGGGCAACGACGUGGAUCUUCAGCCUCCCACCCCUAGGUUUCAUUCCCGACCCCAAUCCAGCUCUGGCAGGUCUACCCCUUCAACGCAGAGCUCCAUGUUCCUCGACGACAUCAAGCAUGAAGUCAUGGUCAACUAUCUGUACCAGCAGCAGUGUUCUCAGCUCUGGGUCAGCGACGGGUCUGGGGAGAUCGAGGGUGUCCUGCUUCGUAAAGCUCGAGGCCACUACAUGGCCUGUCCCCCCCAGCUUGCCAGUUCUCCCUUUGCGCUGGCAUGCGCUGCUCUCAACGUGCAGUGCGCCAUGACAGUCAACUCGCGUGUCAUCAAGACGUUUCUGCAAUGGUCCCCUGACGCCGUUGACGUGCCGCUCAUGAACGGCUUGCGCGUGCAGAUUCUCCCUACCAUUGAUGACUUGCCGCGAGCUCGCAAGUACCAGUUUGCUGCCUUUGUCGCGUCUGAGGGCCUCCUGGUUGUCUGGGACGAUGAUGCUCUUCAUUUGGUGGCACGAGCCAAGGCUAUCGAGUCCGAGCUCAUGGAGCUGGUGUGGAAGGCCGGCAACGUAGACGAGGAAGGCGGCGACGAGAAGGGAGGCCAACCUGUCACUGAGGUUGAAAUUGAUGAAGAGAGCGGAGAGAUCAAGCCCGAGAAGCGGCCCAUUCAUCUCCAAAACACCGUCCUCGUGUCUCUGACCCUGGCCUUGGUAACCGUCUCUCUUGGCGCCGCCUGGAGACAGUUGGCCAUUGAGGUUUCCGUGGACAGCAACUACAUCCGUCUUGCCCUCGUCGCCCUGGCUCCAGUCCAGGUUUUCUUCACCCUCUUCUUCGCCCAGGUCAUUAUCGGCUGCUUGGCUCAAAUCUUUGGUCCCAUCCGUCAGCUCACAAUCAACUCCAAGUUCUACUCUGCCCGACCCCCACCGCGCCUGCAGAGUGCCGUUCUUCCUCAUGUAACCAUCCAGUGCCCCGUCUACAAGGAAGGUCUGCAGGGUGUCAUCAUGCCGACGGUCAAGUCCAUCAAGCAGGCCAUGUCCACGUACGAGCUCCAGGGCGGUUCCGCAAACAUGUUCAUCAACGACGAUGGUUUGCAGCUCAUCUCCGAAGAGGAUCGUCUUGCUCGCAUCGAGUUCUACGCCGACAACAGCAUCGGCUGGGUCGCUCGCCCCAAGCACGGAGAGAACGGCUUCACCCGCAAGGGCAAGUUCAAGAAGGCCUCCAACAUGAACUUUGCCCUCAUGAUCUCAUGCAAGGUCGAGGAGAAGCUGCAGGCAAUUGAGCGUCACCCCGGAUGGAGCCAGAAUGACGAGGCCUUGGCGUACGAGGAAGCUCUCAAGGAAGUUCUCGAGGCCGAUGGCCGUGCCUGGGCUGAUGGUAACAUCCGCAUGGGAGACUACAUCUUGCUCAUCGACUCCGAUACCCGUGUCCCCGCCGAUUGCCUGCUCGAUGCUGUUUCCGAGAUGGAGCAGUCCCCCGACGUUGGCAUCAUGCAGUUCUCCUCCGGCGUCAUGCAGGUCGUCCACACGUACUUUGAGAACGGCAUCACCUUCUUCACCAACCUCAUUUACUCUGCCAUCCGAUACACCGUCUCCAACGGUGACGUCGCGCCCUUUGUCGGCCACAACGCCAUCCUCCGCUGGUCUGCCAUCCAGCAGGUCGCCUACCAGGACGAGGACGGCUACGACAAGUUCUGGUCGGAGAGCCACGUCUCGGAAGACUUUGACAUGUCGCUGCGUCUGCAGUGCAACGGCUACAUCAUCCGCCUGGCUGCCUGGGCUGGAGAGGGUUUCAAGGAGGGCGUGUCGCUGACCGUCUACGACGAGCUUGCCCGGUGGGAAAAGUACGCCUACGGCUGCAACGAGCUCCUGUUCCACCCCAUUCGCACCUGGCUCUGGCGCGGUCCCUUUACGCCCUUGUUCCGCCGCUUCCUCUUCUCCAACAUUCGCUUUACGUCCAAGGUCACCGUCAUCUCCUACAUCGGUACCUACUACGCCAUCGGCGCUGCCUGGAUCUUGACCGCGGUCAACUACUUCGUCAUGGGCUGGUUCAACGGCUACCUGGAUAAGUACUACGUCGACUCGUGGCAGGUCUGGUUCUCCAUCAUCAUCGUCUUCAACGGCCUCGGCAACAUUGCCCUAGCCGUCAUGCGGUACCGCGUCGGCGAGCGCGGUCUGCUGUACGCCCUGUUUGAGAACUUUAUGUGGACUCUCAUGCUGGCCAUAUUCCUCGGCGGCCUGUCACUGCACGUCAGCCAGGCUCUGCUGGCGCACAUGUUUGAGAUUAACAUGACAUGGGGCGCCACAAGCAAGGAGGCCGAGUUUUCCAACUUUUUCAUCGAGGUGCCAAAGGUCUUGAAGAAGUUCAAAUUCUCCAUGCUCUUCUCGUUGAUCUUCAUCGCCGGCAUGAUUAUCCUCGCCCAGGCGCCCUUUGUCCCCUUUGAUUGGCGCAUCAAGGACUUUGUCGCCAUCCUGCCUAUGGCCACCGUCGCCGCCAGCCACUUCCUGCUGCCCCUGGCCCUGAACCCUGCCCUCAUGACGUUCUCAUGGUAAUCUGGGGAGCAUACCUAGCAUGGCACGCCUAUGAACAUAUACUACACAGAAAACACAUCGAAAAAAGAAAGAAAAAAAAUUACAGCACAUAUAUAGACGGGAUCGGCGUUUCUUCCCCCCACCCUUCCCACAUGUGAACUUACACACAGAUCUCAUCAUCAUCUCACGUACCCAUUGCCAAUUCUACGACAGUGUAGCCAGAAUGAACGAUAUCAACAUGUUCCCUGUUCUCCGGCAAUUGUGUUCCAUGGUUCUUUCUUUUUCUCUGUUUCUUCUUGUAUGGCCAUGUAUUGCAAAAGAAAGGCCCAAACGUUAGACUCUUGCACUUGACUCUGGAAAGGAGGACAGGGUGUCGAAACUGUUAUGAAGGAAUGUGGGAAACGUAUGGUAUUCGGGACGGCUUAUUGGAACAAAAUGGCAGGGAUGGACUGGUUGUUAGUAUAGGAUAGUAAUACCAUAACAAGAACUAUAGUUGUCCUC